Messenger RNA from Ornithodoros turicata, 2070 nucleotides. RefSeq lists its product as uncharacterized. The transcript has a single exon. The record is from RefSeq and is a predicted model, not a curated record. The coding region runs from base 1 to 2070 and encodes 689 amino acids. Lineage: Eukaryota; Metazoa; Arthropoda; Arachnida; Ixodida; Argasidae.
AUGGGCCGACAUCUCCUGGGGGCCAUGUGGAAGGACCAGCUAAAGAUCCUCAAGACAAGGACGAAGAAAAAAGAAAACCCGCCCUGUGCCAAAGAGGUCACCGUCCUGGGAAAUGAAGCUGUCCCCGUUGGAGUGAUGAACACCUUGAAGUUAGGCCCAAAGUUCGGUGCACAGCCAAACUUGCAGAAGGCUGAUGUCCUGGGAUUGAUCAGGAAGGUCGCCAGAGCCGCUCCAGGGGAAGUACAGCCAGCGUUAGUCAACCAAGCUGUGGAUGCCGUCAAGGACGUGAAGCUUCCGAAGUCCCGCGGCCGCGAAAUGAAACAGGUUAUAGAGUUCUGCCACUCAGCAGAAGCCAAAUUACUAACGGCAGACAAGGAAGGGGGUUUCGUCAUCAUUCCAGCCCAACUGUAUGAGCAGAAAAGUGAGGCCGCCCUGCAGAAGAAUUUUCGCCCAGUCCCUACGCAGGUAGAAAAGACGGCGCGUUCAAAAGUCCUGCAAAUAUGCGAGCAAUCCAACCUAGAAAGGAUCACUAAACGCAUCAAGGACGGCAACAACAAACAGCACUUGGAACUUUUCUACACGGCCAAGACACAUAAAGAGGGCAUCCCCUUCAGGGCCAUUGUUUCGGAGAGGGGCACGUGGCAGAAGUGCGUUUCGGGCUUUUUACAGAAGCAUCUGUCCAGACUAGAGAUAGAGGAUCCCUUCCUCGUAAGAAACUCGGAACCGGUGAUACAAUAUCUACAGAAGGGCUCCUCGAAGGACAUGAACGUCUUCUCUAUUGACGUGGAAGACCUAUUUUAUUCCAUUCCUCAAGAGGUCCUUCUCCCCGAGGUGCAAGAAGUGAUCGACAGGUCUGGAAUCAUCGCAUUCCAAAACAACACAGGCAUGGCGACGUCGGCUUUCAUGGAGCUUCUUACAGCAUAUCUGUCUUCAACCAUCAUCAGGCAAGCAGGUCAGCUCUUCAUACAAAAGAGUGGGACACCCAUCGGUUCAGGACUUUCGCCCGUGCUGUGUGAUAUAUGUCUCGGCGCCUGUGACGUUAACGUCAACCGGGCUCUCGAAGGGACCUGUGACUUUCAAAUCUUCCGGUACGUGGAUGACUUUCUGGUCUUUUUUCGUGGAGUGACAAGUAGUAACCCCAUCUCAAAGGAGGACGUCCUAAAUACAUUCAGGACGUGCGCAAAGGGCCUCAAUUUCACAUACGAGAUCCCCGUGGAUGGGACCAUUCACUUUCUUGACCUUCGCCUACAUGACGCGGGUCUCCAUAUGUGCUGGGCAUAUGAUCCCAGGUCAAGGAAGAAAGUGCUCCCGUACAAGUCAGCCCACUCCAAGAUCGUCAAAAGGGGAAUUGUCAUUAACGCCCUAGACUCAGCCCUUGCCAGGUCAUGCGAGCACUGUGUUACGGACAGUUUUCACGCACAGGUAGCAAAGAUUCGAAACGGUGGCUACCCAGAGGUGAUGAUAAUAAAAGUGGCCGAGACAUUGCUGAAGAAGAUCAAAGGGAGCGCGAAGCCAGCGAGACCGCGACCUCCGGGUCGACCCGUGUGUAUCCCCUACGUUCACGCCAUAGCCCACAAUAUAAAAAACGUCGCCAGUAGGCAUGGCGUUCCCGUCGUCAUGUCAGCACCCGUCAAGUUCAGUUCCCUGUGCGCCAAGGUCAACCGACCGAAGAAGAAACAAGGGUGUGCAAUCCAACAUAGGAACCCACAUGUAGAAUGCCAACAACGAGUGGUCUACCGGAUCCCACUUCAGUGCGGACGCGUUUACAUAGGGCAAACCGGAAGAUGUCUUAACGUCAGACUUCAAGAACAUGGGGCAUCCAUUAAGAAAACACCAUCCGGGCACCUCGCUUUGCACUGUCGGGACUGUGGGUGCAAACCAGACCUCGCGCGAACAGAUGUACUAUCAGUACACAAUGAGCAGCUAACAAGGGAAAUAGUAGAGGCAUUUUUUAUUACGAAACACGACGAUGAUGAAUGCGUAAGCGCUCCGUCACUGAGCCUCUCCCCCGCGGAGAUAAGUUAUCUCGGGAACACGUUGCAGUGUAACCCGAUGGUGUCAUGUGACUAG